AUGUGUGAUGAUACUAAGCAAUAUACAUACUCUUCCCAUACACCGGCACUGCCAACGCCAUGUAUGGGACCAGCAAUCUCAUGGCCUUCCCACCACACCGGCACUGCCAACGCCAUGUGUGGGAAGCCUAGUAACCAGGGAAUGGAUAAAAAGCAACUUCAACAGCCUUGCCCAUGCGCCGCCACACGCGCCGGCAGCGCGUGGGUGUGUAGAGAAAUUUCCGGCGACGGGAAAAUCUCCACACCAACGCUCACCCUUCCUACCCUAGCUUCUUCUCAAGGUCAGGAUCACUUUAUUCAACUACCACGAGGUCCAAUUCGCACGGGAACUGGCCGGAAUUUCCAAUUGAAAACUGGCCAAAACCUAGGUUUCCAAUUCGGUUCCAAACCUCAAAAUCGAUCAAAACCUAAACAACAGUCAGCUAGAAUACGUAAAAAGGAGAAGAAAACUCACCAACUUUACCUGAAACAGACGGCGGAGGCGGCGGCGCAACGAUCGGAAACUUCCGGUUUGAACCAGUCGAUACCGUCGACGAUCCUCCGGCUUUCCGGCAAGGAAAUUGGGUGGGUCUUAAUCGGGACUUCACGACGAGUCCAACGGGACUGGUCUCGAGGGCUGAGGUGA
Molecule: messenger RNA, 624 nt
Organism: Prunus armeniaca (apricot)
Lineage: Eukaryota; Viridiplantae; Streptophyta; Magnoliopsida; Rosales; Rosaceae
Source: the annotation of a GenBank genome assembly